AUGGAGCAACGAAAGAAGUUAAACACCUCGUGGGAGGAGGAGGAGGAUAGUGGCGCACUGGCAUGGCACCUCCCAUGCCUUGUCCUCACUCCUUCCGCACACACCCCUUGCCCUGCCCUCACACCUUCCUACAAUACCCUCACAACCUUACCUCAUGCGCGCCACCCCACCUUCACACCACCAGCUACGGCCAUCGACUCCACCAGUGGUCUCUCCGCGGGAGCCAUAGCAGGCAUAGUUGUGGCGGCACUCCUUGCACUCGUCGCCCUCGCCCUCCUCCUCUGGUUCCUCUUCCGCCCAGCUGAACCUGCGUGCAAGCAGUACUCACUGGCGAAGAUCCAGCAGGCCACCAACUUCUUCUCGGAGGUGAAAGCGAUGGCGUGGCUGCAGCACCCAAGGCUGGUGCCACUGCUGGGGUAUUGCAUCGACUACAAUGAGAGCAGCCGGCAGAUGGAGCAGAUCAUCGUGUCUCAGUUCAUGCCCAAUGGGGACCUCUCACACAGGACAGGUGCAGUGCUGGUGCUGGAGCUGCUGACAGGCAGGGACCCCAUUCUCUCUGUUGAUGGCUCUCAGUCACACAUCCGGGAAUGGGCGACAGCAGAGCUCUCUAGCAGUGACGUCAGCUCCAUCAUUGACCCGUGGAUGGCCUCCCCAGCUGCCUCUACCAGUGACGUCCGCAUGGUCCAUGCAGACAUCCUGCAGAGCCUUGCAUCCCUGGCGUUGGCAUGCACUGCCAUGCCCGCUGCCUCGCGCCCCUCCAUGGCCAAAGUGCUCUCACAGCUGAAGCAGCUACACCAGGAAGUGGUCAGGCGGGAGGGGGAGAGUGGGUUGGAGCAUGGAAGCGGGUUUGUAGGGGUGGAUAUGGGGGUGGGAGGGGUUGGAGGAGUGGGCGGGCCGGUCAAGGAGAAGUGGGAGAGCCCAGCAGAUGGGCCAUCAGCGGUGAGUGUGACCCCGGUGACGGCUGUGAGGGAUACGACGGGCAGCUUGGAAGGGAAUGAGAGCUCGAGUGCUGGAGAAGGGACAAGUGGAGAGGCGAGUGCGAGUGGAAGCAUUGCUGGCUAUCGCACCUGA
This is a messenger RNA of Closterium sp. Naga37s-1, 1071 nucleotides long. Lineage: Eukaryota; Viridiplantae; Streptophyta; Zygnematophyceae; Desmidiales; Closteriaceae. The record is from the annotation of a GenBank genome assembly.